CUCUGCUCGGCCUCCCCCGGCCUGAUAAAAGGGCAGCCGGGUGCCGAGGGCUCGAACCUGCCAAGAUGGUGCUCAGCGACGAGGACAAGACCAGGGUGCGGAACCUCUGGAGCACUGUGAGCAAGAAUCCCGAAACUUACGGGGCUGAGGCCCUUUGCAGGAUGUUCUUAGCGCACCCCACCACCAAGACCUACUUCCCCCACUUCGACCACAGCCCCGGCUCCAGCGACCUCAAGGCGCACGGCAGGAAGGUGAUCGACGCGCUCACCGAAGCCGUCAACAACCUGGACGACGUCGCGGGCGCGCUUUCCAGGAUCAGCGACCUGCACGCCCAGAAACUUCGCGUGGAUCCCGUCAACUUUAAGAUGCUGAGCGAGUGCAUCGAGGUAACCAUCGCCGUUCACAAUGGGCCCUUCAAACCCGAAGUGCUUCUCGCCCUCGACAAGCUCCUGACCUUCAUCUGCAAGGUUCUGAUCUCCAGGUACCGCUAGAGACAGGGAGCGCCGCCCUGCCUGUGCUCCGAAACAAGGACCCUCCUCCUCUCCGGCAUCUCUCCUCCCUCCGCGAUGAGAAUCCUGUCAGCAUCUCUUGCCUGCACCUCUCCUGCUCCGUGGGGCUCACUUGCGGAACCCUAGUUUGGGUGUCUCCCGGAGCCUGAAUUCCUAGUUGCCCUGUAGCUGAAUUGACCAGGCUCAGAGCCAGGUCCAGGCUGUUUGCAGUGGGACUGAGCAGCUAAAGGUCUUUGGGGGCGCUCCUAAGGACAUAAUCCUCGACCACCUUAAUGGCAGCUACCACCGUUAAUUUCCGAGCUGGUUCUACUCCCACCGUUGUGCAAAUUAAGAUUUCAUUGCUUUCUCACCCUCACUGAAUCUAUAUUAUUAAAACAAAUAAAUAAAAGCACAGGAAAAGA
Candoia aspera is the source of this 910-nucleotide messenger RNA. Its product is annotated as hemoglobin subunit alpha-A-like. The record is from RefSeq and is a predicted model, not a curated record. Gene Ontology annotation, molecular function: heme binding; haptoglobin binding; organic acid binding. Gene Ontology annotation, biological process: oxygen transport; hydrogen peroxide catabolic process. Lineage: Eukaryota; Metazoa; Chordata; Lepidosauria; Squamata; Candoiidae. Gene Ontology annotation, cellular component: haptoglobin-hemoglobin complex; hemoglobin complex; blood microparticle. The transcript is spliced from 3 exons. The coding region runs from base 66 to 491 and encodes 141 amino acids.